Molecule: messenger RNA, 195 nt
Organism: Colletotrichum aenigma
Lineage: Eukaryota; Fungi; Ascomycota; Sordariomycetes; Glomerellales; Glomerellaceae
Exons: 2
Coding region: 1-195 (64 amino acids)
Source: RefSeq, a predicted model, not a curated record
AUGCAAGUGCGCCUCUCACUGAAGACUUGGGAGGUACCUUGCAGACGGUCGUCCACGGGCACGAUUGGCAUCAUGUUCCAUCACGUCUGUGCCUGCUGGGUGCCAUCGUCACGACGCUACAACACGACAGCAUCACCGUCAGAGUAUUCGACAAGUACAGCAGGAGAACCGGCGUCCCUGCGGCCUCCUACCUGA